Vespula vulgaris is the source of this 4616-nucleotide messenger RNA. Its product is annotated as scavenger receptor class B member 1-like. Bases 713 to 2512 code for a protein of 599 amino acids. Gene Ontology annotation, cellular component: membrane; cytoplasm. The record is from RefSeq and is a predicted model, not a curated record. NCBI's taxonomy places the organism in Eukaryota, Metazoa, Arthropoda, Insecta, Hymenoptera, Vespidae. The transcript is spliced from 9 exons. Gene Ontology annotation, molecular function: scavenger receptor activity.
GGAAUAUAUAAAAACCUUGGAAAUAAAGAAAGAAUAAAGUAAAAGAAGAAAAAAGGAUAAGGAAUUAGUUAAAAAGAGAGGGAAGGUAUAAAACUGGAGGGAGAAGACAACGCAAACUGAUUGGUCGGAGUUCCACGUGCUUUGAAAGCACAGAGGCUGGGAACGACGGGCAGGUCUAGACUUGGCAUGCGAGUGGGGACAACGAUAUAUUUUUCAAAGAGUCACCCGAUCCACGUUUCCAUCACUUUCGCAUGGAAUCGCAUGGCGUGCGCACCGACCGACAGAUUACUAUAGAAGUUUUACUCAGAGCAAGAGAAGUGGAAUUUAAUCGUGAUUCGCAGGAUCACUCGGACGAUCCUGAAUAAGGAGAAGAUAUAGAAAUUAUCGCCAAGCUGAUUAGAAUUUAAAAAGGGGAAAGGAAACGAAAAUAAAAGGGAAAAAGAAAGAUCUUCAAAAUUAAAUCUCUGCGUAGAAUUAGUGACAAUUUCGAGAAAAAAAAUCAAACGAAUAUAUAUGUGUAUAUAUAUAUAUAUAUAUAUAUACAUAAUAAUGUUAUUAAUAUUCGUCGAUUAAUCUCUUAAAAGAUAAUCAUUCAUUUCUAGUGAAUUUAAUCGAGAGAUCGAUUCCAACCAUCGAUUUUAUUAAUUCUAUUAUUGAACAUUCUUUGUGUUAAUCUUUACGAAAGAAAAGAUCAUUGUGAAGUGUAUACAGCAUGAAGGAUCUAUUAAUGAUUUGGAAUACACUGACGGGAAGGAGAUGUUCUACGAUAAAUAAUAAUUUCGGCAUGGCCGGUAUAAACGAACAAGAUGAAAUAACGAUAUCGCGGAAUACGAGAAACCGGAGAAAGUCUUCGGUCGUAGUGAAUCAGUUCUUCAAUGCGGCGACCUUACCGGUACAAACUAAUGGCACACCGAGGUGGUCACGAAGUAUAUUCAUGCUAAUGACCUUAGGAUUAAUCGGACUUGUCUCAGGCUUUUUAAUUCUCAUCUGCCAACCUUACGAUCGGCUCUUUCAAUUUAAAGUUAUAUUCGGCGAAGGAGGAGAAAUAUUUGAAUUCUGGAGGAAACCUGACGUGGAUAUUUUCUUGAAAGUCUAUCUAUUCAAUAUCACUAAUCAUGACGAUUAUUUAUCUGGAAAGGAUAGCAAACUCAAUUUCCAAGAAAUUGGACCUUACGUAUACAGGGAGCAUAUGGAACACGGCAACAUCAAAUUUAACAGCAAUGGCACUGUAUCCGUUAUACCACUUCAUCCUUUAGUAUAUGUACCGGAAAUGAGUAAUGGUUCUGAAGAAGAUAUUCUCAUUUUACCAAAUAUCGCGCUUCUGAGUAUAACCAAUGUAAUAAGAGAAGCAUCGUACAUUACAAGAUGGGGUUUAAAUAUGUUGGUUCAUCAAACAGACUCGAAACCUUUAGUACCUAUGACUGCUCGAGAGUUUAUGUUCGGUUACAAAUCUACUCUGCUUACUCUUGGAAAUCAAGUUAUGCCAUCGUGGAUAUCAUUUGAUAAACUCGGUCUUAUCGAUAGAAUGUAUGACUUCGAAGGUGAUUACGAGACUUUUUACACCGGUGAAAACGACGUGAAAAUGACUGGUUUGAUCGACAAAUAUAACGGCAAUGUCGACCUUCCCCACUGGAAAGGAAAAUGUGCAAAUAUCCAUGGUGCCAGUGAUGGAACUAAAUUUCCAACUUAUAUACAACCUAACGAUACUCUUCUUUUCUUUCGAAAAAGUCUUUGUCGUAGCGCUCACAUGACGCGAACCGGUGAAAAAGUUAUAAAAGGCUUAUAUGCAUACAAGUAUAAUUUCAUGGAAAACGAAAUGGACAACGGUGCUUAUAAAGAAGAAAACAAAUGUUACUGUCGAGGUGGACAUUGCUUACCUCCAGGUUUAGUAGACGUAACCGCUUGUUAUUACGGUUUUCCAAUAGCACUGUCCUAUCCACAUUUCUAUAAAUCUCAUCCUUCUCUUCUCGAAGCUGUAAACGGUCUAAAACCAGAUUCACAAAAACACGAAUCUUAUUUUUAUAUACAACCACAAUCAGGCUUGCCAGUUGAUUUGGCUUUCCGUUUCCAAAUUAACAUGGCAUUGCAAGAUAUCGGACACAUGGCAAGAGUAGAAAAGUUUUCUAACUUUGUUCUUCCACUUCUUUGGUUCGAAAUAGGAAUGUACGAAUUACCUGCGAACAGAAAUUCAUUGUUUUACUUAUACUUGAACAUUCUACCAGUAUUGCAAGAAAUCAGUAUAUAUCUCAUGUUCAUCAUGGGCUCAAUUUUCCUUAUUUGGAGCAUUGUUAAAAUACUUCUUUAUCGACCGAAAGAAUCAAAUAUUUAUGACGAAUGGUUCGAAGAAGAAAUGCAAAAAAAAAGAUUACAAUUUCUAAACGAUAGAAGAUCUUCUGUGAAAGUAAAAGAAGCAGAAUGUUAUUACAGUACUUUGCUUAGUCAUUCAAAGGACGAAACGACCUCCAAUAUAUUAGAAGAUUUAUCAACAACGAGAAACGAAAUAAACGUUUGAUUGUAAACAUACGAUCCGUUCGAGACGUAGAAAGAGGCUAUUGUCGUCAAGGACACGCACUCGUCGAUCUAAUAUCUUUCAGUAAAUACAUUCAAUAUCUGGGAGACGAGUAUCACUGACGACAAAGAUGCGAGUCUUCGAUAAUGCCAAAUAAAACGAAGAGCUGGCCUCAUUCUCUCCAGAUCAUUUUUCUUCCAACAAGUGAAAUAUCAAGAGGACAGAGAAUUAGAAGAAGACCGUGUCGUAUUUUAAAUCGAGGUACUUAUUUCUUUUAAUUGCCAUUUUGUUUUCUUUUUUAGUCUUUCGUAGACAAAUGCUUGAUCGAGAAUAAUUCCAAUUCUUAAUUCGAAAGUUGAGUCCUAUUGAAAUCGAUCGAUUUUUAUAUUCUUGUAAAUUCUAAUACGAGUUUUUUUAAUUCGAUUAAUAAUAGUCAAACAAUAAUUUUUAAUUAGUAUGCAAGGAAUGAUAAAUGGUAAUUAAAUUGAUUUUUAUAGCACGAGUAGUAGUUGUAUUGCUACUUCGAAGUACGUAUACACGUUAUUACAUUUACAUUUUUACAUUUCGUUACUUUACAGUGAUUGCGAUAAAGAAGUAAAAUAUGUAAAUAUGUAAAUAACAUUUUAAAAAAGUAAGCUGAUUGUUUCGUGAAUAAAGUUAAUGAUAAUUAUUUGUGUACUUAUUGCGUAAUGAAUAAUAAUACGUAACAUUUUGUACAUGUAAAUGAAGUAUUCUUUAAUAACGUGUUAUAAUUUAGGGGAGAUAGAUAGAAUUCAUAUUUGAUGAAAAAUAAAUGAUUAAGAACGGAAAUUAAGUUAUUUUUAUAAUAUAAUAUAUUUUUAGCGACAAAUAAUGUCCACUAGCGAUCUUGCCAAUGGAAUAACCUCAAAAACGUGGACAAUAAAUCAUUUAAUGGACCAAGGGCUUCCACAAUGAAAUGUUUUAGAUGAUCAAAUGGUUUAUCUAAUACGUCUAAAAACCAUACAUCAUAAUAAAGAUUAGGACGAAACACUGGAAUUGAAAACCUUAGUAUAUUUUUCAUGUUCAAUGUCUUUAAUAUGUCAACUACUACCUGAAAAAGUAUAAAUAUAAAUAUAUAUAUAUGAUAAUUUGUUAAAAAAUAUAUGUACCUCCUUUGCAGCUGUAGCAGUUAAAGCAAUUAUAGGAAUAUCAGGACAAAGCUUUUUAAAUACACCUAAUUGUCUGUAACUAGGUCUAAAAUCAUGACCCCAUUGACUCAAACAAUGUGCUUCAUCAACAACAAAAUAAGAUAUAGCCUUAGCUUUUUGUAAUUUAAUUAUAAGUUCCUACAAUUUAAAAAAAUAAUAAGGAAAAAACAACAAUAAUAUGAUUAUGAAUUAUAUAGAAAUUUCAUCGAUAUAACUGUUUACUUGAAAAUGUUUUUGUGCUCCCAUUUCAGGUGUAAUAUACAAUAAUUUGAUCUGCGGUGAUUUGGAUGAUAAUUCUUUCAUUAUUGCAUUUCUGUCUUUGGUAGAUGUAUUUGAAUUUAACGAAACGGCUUUAAUUUUUUUGUUAACUAAAAAAUCCACUUGAUUCUAUACAAAAUAUUUUUUAACAUAAUUAAAUCCAUAUUUAAUAGUAUCAUGUAUCAAAAUAAUUUAUAAAAUUCUCAUAUACCUUCAUAAGAGCUAACAAUGGUGAAAAUACUAUUGCAACUUUAUCUUUUUUCAUUAUAGCUGGUAGUUGAAAACAAAGUGAUUUUCCUGAUCCAGUAGGCAUACAAACAUAAACAUCUUGUUUACCUAAAAGAAGUUAUAUAAUAAUUAUUUCUUUUAUCUAAUAGAUAAAUAUAUUUUUACAUACUAUAUACAUUAUAUACAUAUUCAUUAUCUUUAUUUACUGAUAUCUAUAAUGUUUAAAAUUUAAAAAAAAUGGAUUCAUUUGUAUAUAUAACAGAAAUUUCCAACCUUCAUAAACAGCAGUAGUGGCACGUUUUUGUAUGUCACUUUUAAAGUCGUCAUAACCGAAUACAGAUUUUAAUACGCUUGACAACAUUUUUCUUAAUUAUUAUAAUAGAAUCAAUAUAUAAAACAUAAUAAGUCUGUUGAUCGUUUUUCCUUCGAAGCGUGUGUGACUUCAGCGACAG